AUGAAUAAAGAGACACAGGCGAGUAGUAGUAGCAGCAGUAAAUAUUAUCAAACUGUCGCGCUUUCACGAGCGUUGACGAUAACAAAUUCGACGACAGCUGCCGGAGGUGCUUCCUCUUGGCCCGAUGAGGAUGGAGAAAAGACCCCUUCCUCUAUUUUUGGGAGAGGAAAAAUGUUCGUCGAGAACGCCUUGGCAUCGUUCAAGAGUGGGAUUAAUCAGCGCUUAGAAGCCGAUAAGAACUUUGUCUUUAAGUUAUUAACUGAAAUAUGUAUCGAUGAGCUCAUUACGCUCUCUGUGUUGAUAUGGGUGACGGGGUUGAAUUCGGAAGCGUGGACGCCAACUAUUCGACUGGCCGCGCUCGUUCAAAUGCUCUCUGCGGCGUUGAAUGAUACCUUAAUAGUAUAUUUUUUAGCUCCGACGGGUUCCUCUGUUGAUAAAGAUGGUAGCGGUGGAGGUAAGCCUGCGUUGGCGCACGUCUUUCAAGCUGGCGACUACUCGAUAAAAGAGCGGAUAGGGUGUUACUUCGCAAAGGCGAAAUUUUAUUUAGUCAUUGGUAGCGCGACGUGUACGGUGGCUACUUUCUUUGCCAAGGCUUUGGGAGGGAACUUGGCUGGAUUCUUUCCAGGCGUGUUCGUACAAUCCAUAAUGUUGGGAGGUAUCCACAUGUCCGUGUCUGCGAAUACCAGGUACCAAAUCGUCAACGGUAUUGAACGAGUUAUUUACGAAAAGUUGCCCCCAAAAAUUUCCAGAGCGGGUUCUGUUCUCGUACGGACAACGAACAACUUCUUAGGUGCGAGAUUAUGGAUAGUCUUGACGAAGCUGAUUUCUUCGUGA
Molecule: messenger RNA, 834 nt
Organism: Bathycoccus prasinos
Lineage: Eukaryota; Viridiplantae; Chlorophyta; Mamiellophyceae; Mamiellales; Bathycoccaceae
Exons: 1
Coding region: 1-834 (277 amino acids)
Biological process (GO): plant organ development
Cellular component (GO): chloroplast inner membrane
Source: RefSeq, a predicted model, not a curated record